AAGUGGAGAUCUGUCAUGUUGCCAUGUGGCUUUUUCUUUUAUAAACGUGUGUUCCUGCACAGGGACAAGAACUGCACAGACAUCUGGGAGGCCUUUCAAGCAGUGCUGGCCAAGGACCCCUGCUCCGUGCUGCCCUCCGACUACGACCUUUACAUAAACCUCUCCAGGCACUCCAUUCCCAGAGACAAGUCCCUGUUCUGGGAAAAUAACCAGUUCCUUGUAGCCAGCUACUCAGAGAAUAGCCGUCGCUUCAUGCCUUUGGGCGAUGUUCUGUACGGCAGGAUUGUGGAUCUUCUGAGCUGGUGUCGGCAGGAAAAUGCCUCUGGACUCGAUUACCAAUCAUGCCCUGCAUCAGAGGAUUGUGAAGACAAUGCUGUGGAUUCUUUCUGGAAAAGGGCAUCCAUGCAGUAUGCACAGGACAGUUCUGGGGUGAUCCACGUCAUGCUGAAUGGUUCAGAGCCAACAGGAGCCUAUCCCAUAGAAGGGUUUUUUGCAGAUUUUGAAAUUCCCUACCUCCAGAAGGAUAAAAUCACACGAAUUGAGAUCUGGGUUAUGCAUGAAAUCGGGGGACCCAACCUGGAAUCCUGUGGAGAAGGCAGUGUGAAAAUCCUGGAAGACAGACUGAAAGGGAUGGGUUUUCAGUACAGCUGUACUAAUAAUCACCUGCCGGUGAAGCUCUUAAUGUGUGUGGACCACAGCAUGCAUCCUGACUGUGCCUUAACUUCGUCCCUUGAAACAGCAAGGAUGGACCAGCUCCCGGCAGUUUCCGAGAGGAUGCACAUGCGUACACACCCACCAAAGUAUAAGCUCAGUGCCUGAUUAAGCUUUGAUUGCGGAAACAUCCACUUCCACAAUGGCUGUUUCCAGUGAACAAGCCACCAGCCACAGGACUGAAGAGCCAGCGUCCAGUCCCCUUUGAGUUUCCUGAGUUUUAGAGAUCUUGGUUGAUUCAAUAACUGCUCAUUCAGGCCACUGUUUUUUCUACUUGCUCUCGCUUUAAAUCCCCUCUCUUAAGUUUUAAAUUCACCAGUAAAGACUGAGUCCCCAAAACCCUAGGCCUUCACCCAUGACCCGAGUAAAAGCAGAACCCCAGACCUGUGUGUGUUCUUGCUCCACCCACAACUUCACUCUGUCCCAGGUACGCUGGGUAAUUUCCGGGUCCUAUAAGUAAUAAACUUUCCCCCCUCAA
This is a messenger RNA of Myotis davidii, 1189 nucleotides long. RefSeq names its product bone marrow stromal cell antigen 1 (gene BST1). Gene Ontology annotation, biological process: positive regulation of B cell proliferation. Gene Ontology annotation, cellular component: plasma membrane. The transcript is spliced from 10 exons. Gene Ontology annotation, molecular function: phosphorus-oxygen lyase activity; NAD+ nucleosidase activity. The record is from RefSeq and is a predicted model, not a curated record. The coding region runs from base 16 to 819 and encodes 267 amino acids. NCBI's taxonomy places the organism in Eukaryota, Metazoa, Chordata, Mammalia, Chiroptera, Vespertilionidae.